Acipenser ruthenus (sterlet) is the source of this 6182-nucleotide messenger RNA. RefSeq names its product dyslexia-associated protein KIAA0319-like protein. Lineage: Eukaryota; Metazoa; Chordata; Actinopteri; Acipenseriformes; Acipenseridae. Gene Ontology annotation, cellular component: cytoplasmic vesicle; plasma membrane. The coding region runs from base 1192 to 4344 and encodes 1050 amino acids. The transcript is spliced from 22 exons. The record is from RefSeq and is a predicted model, not a curated record.
CAAGGCGAGGGCUGCCCUGCUGGUGUAUAUGAUCCUGCGAUAUUGUCCUGUACUGCUUUCUGUAACGCAGCUGGCUGGCUGCUGCUGCCCGCUCCUCUUCCUAUACACUGAGGUUUAGUUCCGUGGGUGCUGUCGGAAAGGGACACGCGAAAUAGCUGAACCUGUCCGACCAUACGCGUGCUUAAACUUUAAUGAGAAUAGCGCGGGCUCGGCCCGGGACUGGGUCGAGUGAAGUACAGCCGUGCCGUUUGGAUUUAUAUUAGAAACGAACAAGACAGAGUCUGUCAUUUCUACAUUGUCCUGGGACUGGAUUCCAUUCAAUACUGUUGUCUUCAGUUAGUUAGGCUUUCUGCAGCUGAGGAGCCAUUAGGUGUGUCGCUGUCCCUUUAUAAACGCCCUCCGGCCGGCGCAGCAUAUUUCAAAACGGAUCUGUGUUACUGGAUUCCAUUAGCGAGCAUGCAGGAAGUAAAAUCUACUUCCAAACACACACUCGGGACCCUGUAAUAAAGAGAGGCUGGUUUAUGUCUGCAGCUGAAACGCUGUUGCUCGGGUUGCAUUAGGAAUGUAUUCUGCGGCGUGGGACGGCUGCAAAACGGAAUAGCGACGCGAUAAAGAGACACGAGGCUGAAACUAAGACAAGGCGGGCGGUGUGUUUUCUGUUCAAAGAAGAGUUUGCCAAAAAACAAACCCUGGAAGCCUGGCCGCCGGCUGUCGGCGGUCGAUUCCGAUUAAAUCUCGUUUUGGGGAAACUAAAAAGGUAAGACGCCGAGCCCGUCAUCCCGGAUCUGCCUCGCCGCUGUGCCGGAGCUGGAGUUUGUUGUUUUUACACAGAGAGGAUAGCUGACACUGCCAACAGGAAACAGAGAGGAGAAACCCAGUCAAGCGCGAAUCGCGCUGUCACCAACCAGCACCCCUCUCUCUCUCCGUGUCUCCCUCUCCCAGCGCACCUUCACCAGCCCGGGGAGGGACCACGCCAUGACUCGCGGAGGAGGAGCGAGAAACGCCAGCGACCUGCUUUAUUUCAGCGCAGAGAGUUUAUUUUAAUUAAACUAGAGAGAGAUUCGGCCGCUUCUCCAGGCUGCAGUGCGGAUCCUGUGAACGAGUAAAACUGCAAGGACCGGUUUGGGAUUGCGGAGUCAGCCCCGGAAUGAGAGGGCGUGCCGCCGCCAGGGUCUGGUUGCUCUGGUGAACAUGGUGUCCUCAGAGUCCCACCCUGAAUCCUGCAGCCUGAUUGGCUGUGUGGGCUGGGCAGGGUGUCGCAGGCUCCUCUUCCUGUUUCUCACCGGCGUGUGCAUCAGCUUCCUGUUCCCAGCCACAGACGCACUUCCCAGUCCCUCCCAGUGCCAGCCCAGUCCAGCCCUGCAGGGUGUGUCAGUGAGUGCUGGCGCGUGGCUCCCCCUGUCAGCUGGGAGGAGGUAUGGCAGUUUGAAGCAGUGCAGCCAGGCUUGCUGUGAGAGGGCAGGGUGCAAUGCUGCCUGGAGCCUGCGGGGGCGCUGUGUCAUGUUGGCCUGUGUGAGCCGUGGGCGAUGCCAGACUCGCAGCACCGGGGAGCCUGAUUCGCUGCUGGUGUUUGUGACACACCCCGAAGUGGGGGGGCAAGUGCAGACAGAGGAUUUUGAUUGGCUGCAGGAGUUCCGGAACCGCAGGAAGGGGAGUGGCCUGCCUGGUCGCCAUGGAGAUUCAUGGCUGGGGUCAGGAGAUGAGAGGGGGAUGAGGAGACGGAGAGGGGUGAAAGCGAGGGAGGAGCGGAGGGAGAGAGAGGUGAAGACUGAGCCACAGACCCACACAGACCCCCCAACCAAGAAAGAGGGACCCUCCAGCAAUGAACAGCUUGUUUCCAUGGGAACCGCUGCCCCAGACCCCACCCACAUGUUGACCGUCUCCAAUCCUGUGGCCCUCAGCCUGACGGCCAAUAGAAAGGAUGGGAAGCUUUCCAAUGACAGCGCAGUGGAGGCCCCGCCCCCCACAGGACAGAACCCCACUCCCACCACAGUGACCAUCACCAUGACAACUGCCAGUAACACAAGCACGACCUCCGAGAGGUCAAUCAAACCCACAUCCCUGGCCAGCACAGCCCCCCGAGCUACCACACAACCAGGUGUGCGGGAGCUGGUGGUCUCGGCUGGGAACAGUGUGGAGGUGACCCUGCCCAUGAGUGAGGUGGAGCUCAAUGCCUUCGUGCUGCCGGAGCCCCCCAAAGGCUCCAGCUACAAGUUUGAGUGGCGGCUCAUCACUCACCCAAAGGAUUACAGUGGAGAGAUGGAGGGCAAGCACUCGCAGACUCUCAAACUGAGCAAGCUCACGCAGGGUCUGUAUGAUUUCGAGGUGCUGGUGGACGGGGAAGGGGCUCACGGGCAGGGCUUCGUCAACGUCACCGUUAAGCCAGAGCCCCGAGUGAACCAGCCCCCCGUGGCUGUGGUCUCGCCCCGGUUCCAGGAGAUCUCUCUGCCCACCAGCUCCACUGUCAUCGAUGGCAGCCAGAGCACUGAUGAUGACCAUGUGGUCUCCUAUCACUGGGAGGAGGUGAAGGGACCCCUGCGAGAGGAGAAGGUUUCUGCAGACACCCCCAUCCUCAAACUGGCCAACCUGGUCCCAGGGAACUACACCUUCAGCCUCACAGUGGUCGACUCUGAUGGAGCCCGUGACUCCACGCUGGCCUCUCUCUCCGUGUUAAAGGCUGUGGAUUACCCCCCCGUGGCGAACGCUGGUCCCAAUCAGGUGAUCACGCUGCCGCAGAACUCCAUCACGCUGUUCGGGAACCAGAGCACCGAUGACCACGGGCCCGUCAGCUACGAGUGGUCACUCAGCCCGCAGAGCAAGGACAAGGUGGUGGAGAUGCAGGGUGUGCGCACCUCCACUCUGCAGCUCUCGGCGAUGCAGGAGGGCGAUUACACCUACCAGCUGACCGUCACCGACUCGGCCAACCAGCAAGACACUGCCGAGGUGACCGUGAUCGUGCAGCCGGAGAAUAACAAGCCCCCCCACGCGGACGCGGGGCCGGAGAAGGAGCUCACCCUGCCUGUGGACAGCACCACGCUGGACGGGAGCAAGAGCAGCGAUGACCAGAAGAUCGCAUCGUACCGCUGGGAGAAAACCAGCGGUCCGGACGGAGUGAAGAUCGAGAACGCAGACAGCGCCGUCGCCACGGUGACGGGGCUGCAGGUGGGCGUGUACGAGUUCACACUGAGCGUGCGAGACGAGAGGAACCUGGCGAGCAGCGACACUGUGAGCGUCAUCGUGAAAGAGGAGUUGAAUCAGCCCCCUGUGGCUCGGAUCUCCGGGAACGUGCAGCUCACCCUCCCCCUGAACAUGGCCGCUCUCGACGGGUCAAAAUCCUCAGACGACAAGGGAGUGGUGACCUACCAGUGGAGCCGGGACGAGGGGAGCCCCGCGGCGGGGGAUGUUCUGAACCAGUCGGACCGGCAGCCCGUGCUGCUGCUCACUAACCUGGUGGAGGGAACCUACAUCUUCAACCUGCGGGUCAGCGACGCCAAGGGGGAGAGCAGCACUGCCAGGGGCACUGUGGAGGUCAGACCGGACCCGCAGCGCAGUGACCUGGUGGAGAUGCUGCUGGCUGUGGGGGUGAGUCAGGUGAGCGAGAGGCAGAAGGGCAUGCUGGUCCGGCAGAUCGCAGUGCUGCUGAGAGUACUGGACAGCGACAUCGUGGUGCAGGAAAUCCAGGAGUACACUGAGCAGAGCACCCGCAUGGUGUUCUUCGUGCGCUCGGGACCGAGGCGCCCCCUGCUGCGAGGGCAGGAUAUCGCCAUGGAGCUGCGCAGCAAACUGCGCAAACAGAAAGCAGACUUCCUGAUCUUCAGAGCGCUGCAGAUCAACACUGUCACCUGUCAGCUGAACUGCUCCCAGCACGGGUCCUGUGACUCCCUCACGAAGCGCUGUGUGUGCCACCCCUUCUGGAUGGAGAACUUCAUCCGAGUGCAGCUGGGAGACGGGGAGAGCAACUGUGACUGGAGUGUUCUGUACGUCACGAUCGCCUCCUUCCUGAUGCUGGUUGCCGUGGGGAUCCUGUCCUGGGGGCUCGUGUGCUGCUGCCGCCGGAGGAAGGGGAAGCCCAAGAGGAAGAGCAGGUACAAGAUCCUGGAGGGGACUGACGAUCAGGAGAGCCUGGAGCUGAAACCCGCUGCCAAAGGAGGCGUCCGACUCAAGCCCCCGGUGCACCCCCACUCCAGCCUCCUCCGCUCCGAGUCCGAGGGGGACAGUGAGGACGCCCUCUUCACCUGGCCGGAUCGAGAGAAGGGCAAACUGCUGAGACACCAGAACGGGUCAGUGCGCAACGGACAUGGGCCCAACAGAACCAGGAAACAGAGCCGCGAAGAGCUGCUAUAGCACAGGGCACCCUAACCCUGCACCCUGCACCCCCCCCCCCCCCCACACACACACACACACACACAGAGGGGAAACAGAGCCACGAGCAGCUGCUAUAGGGCACCCUGCACCCUACACACACAGGGGAGCUGCUAUAGCCCCUGUACCCCCCACCCCACACACACUGCAGGAGUACCUCCCCUCCCCCCUCUCCAGAGAGCUGUGAAACUGCAUCCGAGCAGACAGAGCUGGCUUUAGAGCAGACCUUUGCUACAGUCUACCUGCGUCUCAGUGUGUGUGUGUGUGUGUCUCUGUCCCUGUCUCUCUCUCUCUCUCUCUGUCCCUGUCUCUCCUCCUCUCACCGUGUCUCCUCCAGACCCUGCUCCCCCCCCCCCCUCCUCCUCGCUUCUGUAAAUCCGGGUUCAUUUUUCUGGAUUUCUUUUCUUGGUUAUGUAUUGUUUUAUAGAUGUAGUCUUUUUUAAUUAUUUAUUUUUCUGUGAUCAGGAGCUUGAAUUAAUUCAUUAUUAUGAUUCACUGUUUCCGUGGUUAUUGUGGUUAGAAUUUCUGUGUUUCGUCCGUCUGAAUGUAGUUUGAAUCCUUGGUGAUGUAUUUAGUGAACCCAGAAGAGAGGGACCCAGGACCCUGUCUAUAGACAGAGAGAGAACAGGACCCUGUCUAUAGACACAGAGAGAGAACAGGACCCUGUCUGUAGACACAGAGAUAGAGAGAGAACAGGACCCUGUCUAUAGCCAGAAUCUGAGAGGGGAACCGAUAGGGAGAGAGCCACUCUGGCCAGCAGUGUGCAAAGAGUGGGAGGGCGGAGGGCGGGUCUGUGUCUUGUGCGGCAGUGUGAGUGAGCUGUGCAAUCCCGAGCCAGUAUUAUACCCCAGUCUCCCGGAGCUGAAGGUAUUAUAGUGACAGCGCCCCGUGCUGGGAGGAGACAGGCUCUGUCUGUCUCUCUGUCUGUCUCUCUGUCUGUCUGCUUGUCUGUCUGUCUGUCUGUCUGUCUGUCUUGCUAGGCCCAGGUCUGGAGCUCCUGAUGAUAAAACUGGAAAUUGAGGGCCCCCCUUCGCUUGUUAAUGAACACUGGAGAUGUAGUUUUGUGUGGUGAAGACACUUGAAUAUACUGGGACCCCCCACUCACUGAACUCUGAGCACUUUACUUUCUCAAGGUGUGUAACCCGAGGCUCAAAAAGAAAUUUAAACUAAAUAAUAACAGCUUUCAUACAUUCUCUAUGCAACAACCCGGCCCUCUCCCUCCCUUUCUCUCUCGCUCUCUCUCGCUCUCUCUCGCUCUCCCUCCCUCCCUCCCCCUCAUUGCUCUGAAGGGGUGCCAGUGACUAUGUUUCAGUGCCAAAACCCAGGCAACUCCUACAGAGCAAGCUGCAAGGCCAGCUGGAUCUCGGAUGUCAGGGAGAAUCAGGGAUCCAGGAUAUGAAGGGUUAAAACACUCAGCGAGGCGGGGGAGAGGGGACCCGAGAAUGUCGCUCUCUCGCUCGAGAGGGAGACUCGAACCCUCUGAAUGUCAUGCUGCUUGUCGGAUUCACUGGACAGUUUUAAAGAAGCUGUGAUUCAGGCAGGCGCUUCACUGUGGUUUUGUUUGAAGGAGAAGCCAGUGGAGCUCCUGUCUCUCGUUUGCACUCCGCACGCCUCGUGCUUACAGCAGGGGGGUGUUAAUCAGAAGGGAUGGGUUUUAAUUUGCGGGGCUGGAGGAGCGGAGUGCUGGGUUUGUUUUUGGUUGGUUUGUUUUUUAAAUGAAGAUUUUUCUUUUGUGAAUUGUUUUACUGUGAUUCGAUCAGGUCUGGAAACUACUGCUUUCAAAUCGUAUUUUCUGUGAAUAAAAAUGAUUAUUUCCGGUU